This is a messenger RNA of Chiloscyllium plagiosum (whitespotted bambooshark), 691 nucleotides long. The record is from the annotation of a RefSeq genome assembly. Lineage: Eukaryota; Metazoa; Chordata; Chondrichthyes; Orectolobiformes; Hemiscylliidae.
AUGGCACACCCAUCACAAUUAGGAUUUCAAGACGCAGCCUCCCCAGUUAUGGAAGAACUUAUCCAUUUUCACGAUCAUACCCUUAUAAUUGUAUUCUUAAUUAGCUCCCUAGUCCUCUAUAUCAUUACAGCCAUAGUAUCAACAAAACUUACAAACAAAUAUAUCCUUGAUUCCCAAGAAAUUGAAAUCGUUUGAACUAUCUUACCUGCUAUUAUUCUCAUUAUAAUUGCUCUACCAUCUUUACGAAUUCUGUAUUUAAUAGAUGAAAUUAAUGAUCCACAUUUAACUAUUAAAGCUAUAGGUCACCAAUGAUACUGAAGCUACGAAUAUACAGAUUAUGAAGACUUAACAUUUGACUCUUACAUAGUUCAAACCCAAGACCUAACCCCAGGACAAUAUCGCUUACUUGAAACAGACCACCGAAUAGUUGUACCCAUAGAAUCCCCCAUUCGAGUACUAGUCUCAGCAGAGGAUGUUCUCCAUUCAUGAACUGUCCCCGCCCUAGGAGUAAAAAUAGACGCUGUACCCGGCCGACUAAACCAAACCGCUUUCAUCGUUUCCCGCCCGGGAGUUUAUUAUGGCCAAUGUUCAGAGAUUUGUGGUGCUAACCACAGUUUCAUACCUAUCGUGGUUGAAGCAGUCCCACUAGAAUAUUUCGAGACUUGAUCUUCAUUAAUACUAGAAGAAGCCU